Molecule: messenger RNA, 411 nt
Organism: Didymodactylos carnosus
Lineage: Eukaryota; Metazoa; Rotifera; Eurotatoria; Philodinida; Philodinidae
Source: the annotation of a GenBank genome assembly
AUGAUACUGAAGAAUUUAGACUGCUACUCCAAAGAUCAGAUUUCUCUAAAUAUCCAACUCAAAUCUUAUGUGGUCGUCGCUAUAAUGUCAAAAAGAAGACAAGAGAAAAGUGCUGCAGCGGCACUCGCCGUCAAGCCGCCAUCAGCCAAAAAAUCCACACGAGCGCGUUCAAAAUCACAAGAGGAAGAAGAAAGAUCAGUCACAACAGCUGAUAUUGGAGAAGAAAUAGCAGCAACAUCAGCUGAAAAUACAACGACAACAAUCGUCGAUUAUUUCUCACAUAAACCACUAAGUGAAGCAAUUUCAAAAAUUCGUCAUCAAGUUUGUUCAUCAGUCAUGGAUUUUCAUUUUAAUAAACAACGUUGUCGUCCAAUGAAUUCGGUGGGUUAUCAAAAACAAAAAUGUGGCUGA